Cladocopium goreaui is the source of this 1326-nucleotide messenger RNA. The record is from the annotation of a GenBank genome assembly. NCBI's taxonomy places the organism in Eukaryota, Dinophyceae, Suessiales, Symbiodiniaceae.
AUGGAUUUGGCCUUUGCCGUGGGCAACGCUGGAGCGUCGACCGACCUGGGCCUCGCCCGGACGUUGACGGGACGCAACAAUGGGCUUCAGCGCAACUUGCGCUUAAAGGUCCCUAGUCGAUCACUUCCAGGCACUGCCUCGUCAAGCUCCGAAUCUCAGCAUUCUGGAAAAGGAAAAGCGUUGGCUGGCUUUGCAGCUGCUGCGGUGGCUGUAGCGGCCCGUGGCCUCCGACGCCUCCGACGGAUCCGGCGCCGGCAGGCGGCAGGGCCUCAGGUGAGCACCAAGUUGAGCCCCGAAUCCUUGGGUUGGAAAGUGGACGACGAUGCUGUAUUGAAGCAACGGCUGGAGUUGGCUUUGGAGCGCGGAGGCUUGAGCGGUACUGCUCUGAAGCAAAACAGGCAAUGGCCGAGCAAAGCAGAAGUGCUCCAGGCGAUUCCUAAGGACUGCCUGGUGAAGCAGACAGGACGAUCAUUGGCCCAUGCAGCGGCUUCCACCCUGCAGGUGCUUUUUUGUGGCUAUCUUGCGUGGAAGUACAUUCCAAUGACAACAGCGGCCAUUCCGCUGUGGAUUAUCUAUGCAGUCGUCCAAGGGACGCUGGCAACUGGACCCUGGGUCAUUGGCCACGAAUGUGGCCACAGCGCCUUCUGCGAUGAGAAGUGGCUGCAAACGACGGUGGGCUACGUCCUGCACACCGCUUUGAUGGUUCCAUAUUUUUCCUGGCAGCGCUCCCAUGCGGUGCACCACGCUAAGACUAACCACAUGACCGAGGGUGAGACACACGUUCCCAGGUUGCAGAAGGGCGAGAAGAACAAGUACAAGACGAUUGCUGGUUUGCUGGGUCAAAAUUUUGUGGCCUGCACUCGCCUCCUCACCCACUUGGUCAUGGGCUGGCCAGCGUACAUCGUUGGUGGAGCCACUGGUGGCCCUGCUUAUGGAAAGACCAACCACAUGUGGCCUUUCGCGCCUUUCAGCAACGGAGAAAAGGACCUCUUUCCUGGCAUGUGGAAGAAAAAGGUCUUAAUGUCGGACGUGGGAAUCCUUGGCAUGGCUGGCCUCUUGUUCUGGUGGGCCAAACAUGCCGGCUUCGCCAGCGUUUUCGCGUUAUACCUGGCGCCUUUGAUGGUCACAAACUGCUGGCUGGUCUUGUACACCUGGUUGCAGCAUACUGACGUUGACAUCCCACACUACGACAAGGCCGUGGCCGAUACCGACCGACAUGGCCGAACACCCGAACACGACACACAGCAGAACUCCCAAUUUCAUCCAAUUUCUAUGAAGCUGCCAUGGCAUUUUCUGGUUGCCAUUAAUGUGAUGAUUCCAAUGUGA